AUCUCUGAACUCAACUAAAACUGCGUGUGUGUGCAGAGCCAGCCGAUGUGUGUUUAUGGGGUUAAUGGUCAGAAAUAGAAGAUUUAAUUGAUUCCCAUUAACCAGGGUCCCCUCGCUCAUACGUUCAGCCAAUUGCCGCUGGCUGUGGCCGUUUUCUCGGCUUGCUUUGUCCAAACACCCAUUGCUAAAGGAAUAGGUAACGUUGCUGAAGGAGGUGGUCGAGAGGCGCGCUGUAAAUCCAUGAGUACUCGCUGUACCGCACGGAUUCGGCGACAAGGGGCGACCGCUUAUAAACUGAGCGCUGGGGUCAGCUGGUUGUGUUGACGCAAGUAUUCCUCCCUCCCUUUAAAACAACUCGGAUCUGAUCUCUCUUCUCUUACACCUUAAACACAAGGUCCGCUCCGAGCAGCAGCAGCAGCGGCUGAAGCCCGGCUGCGGCGUAUUGAAAUGUUCUUCAAUGUUUUACUUAAACUCGGCGCGGUGUAAUUCUAAAUUCAAUGCAACACUCCUGACAAAACCACUUGAGCUCAAACCUCGUCUGCUUCUACCCUGAACCAGGUUUGGCAAGGAAUUUAUCCUGGACAUCUCGCCGGGUCCGGUGGAGGCGCGGAGCAACGGAGCGGCGAUAGAUGGGGGAGGGAGAGCGGUCCCGAGUUGACACUUAAAGACGGCUUCUCCCCACCGCUUUUUUUUUUUUUAAACGCCAACCCCUUUGUCCCACGUUCAGGACUUGGUGGGACACCAUGGCUUUGUCCAACCACACGCCGUGGGGCAACUGGACGGGAUCCGCGGACCUGUCCCCGAAGCCGGCAUCGAUAUUCAGCAUCCUUGUCCUGACUUUGUUGGCGAUCCUGGUUCUGGCCACCUUCCUGUGGAACGUCCUGAUCCUGGUGACCAUCCUGCGGGUGAGGACCUUUCACCGGGUGCCCCACAACCUAGUGGCCUCCAUGGCCAUCUCGGACGUGAUGGUGGCCGCCCUGGUCAUGCCGCUGAGCUUGGUCCAUGAGUUGGACGGACGGCGCUGGAGACUGGGCAAGGUCCUGUGUCAGGUGUGGAUCUCCUUCGAUGUCCUGUGUUGCACUGCCAGCAUAUGGAACGUGACUGCCAUCGCCCUGGACCGGUACUGGUCCAUCACCCGGCACUUGGAGUACACAUUGAAAACCAGGAAAAAGAUCUCCAACAUCAUGAUAAUCCUGACUUGGGUCCUCUCCUCGGUCAUCUCCCUCUCGCCGCUCUUCGGCUGGGGCAAGACCUACUCCGAGCAGGAGGAACAAUGCCAAGUCAGCCAGGAGCCUUCCUACACUAUCUUCUCCACCUUCGGGGCGUUCUACCUGCCUCUCUGCGUGGUCCUCUUCGUCUACUGGAAAAUAUACAAAGCCGCCAAAUUCCGGAUCGGUUCCCGCCGGACCAACACGAUCACUCCGAUGCCUGAGGUUGUAGAGGUGAAAGAGGCUUCCCACCAACCGGAGAUGGUCUUCACCGUUCGCCAUGCCACCGUCACCUUCCAGACGGACGGCGACACCUGGCGGGAGCAGAAGGAGAAGAAGGCCGCUCUGAUGGUCGGCAUUCUCAUCGGGGUCUUUGUGCUGUGCUGGAUCCCAUUCUUCAUCACUGAACUCAUCAACCCUCUCUGCUCCUGCGACAUCCCUCCCAUUUGGAAGAGUAUCUUUCUCUGGCUUGGAUACUCCAAUUCUUUCUUCAACCCGUUGAUAUACACCGCCUUCAACAAGAACUACAACAACGCCUUUAGAAACCUCUUCUCGAGACAGCGGUGAGGUGCUGCUCCGCACUCUCUCACCUAUGCAUUCAACGCACAAAGGGAAUGGGUUGAAUAGUGGGGAUGCCUUGGAGAUGGCAAUCUUUCAGUGUGACAUAACCAACCCUGAGACAUAAA
Amblyraja radiata (thorny skate) is the source of this 1894-nucleotide messenger RNA. RefSeq names its product 5-hydroxytryptamine (serotonin) receptor 5A, genome duplicate b (gene htr5ab). The record is from RefSeq and is a predicted model, not a curated record. The transcript has 2 exons. The coding region runs from base 744 to 1775 and encodes 343 amino acids. Lineage: Eukaryota; Metazoa; Chordata; Chondrichthyes; Rajiformes; Rajidae. Gene Ontology annotation, molecular function: G protein-coupled serotonin receptor activity. Gene Ontology annotation, biological process: positive regulation of MAPK cascade; adenylate cyclase-activating adrenergic receptor signaling pathway. Gene Ontology annotation, cellular component: plasma membrane.